Messenger RNA from Xiphophorus couchianus (Monterrey platyfish), 753 nucleotides. RefSeq names its product chibby 1, beta catenin antagonist (gene cby1). Lineage: Eukaryota; Metazoa; Chordata; Actinopteri; Cyprinodontiformes; Poeciliidae. The record is from RefSeq and is a predicted model, not a curated record. The transcript is spliced from 5 exons. The coding region runs from base 76 to 486 and encodes 136 amino acids.
UUCCGCGCUUGCGCAUUAGGAUCCUUGUCUGGAGAGAAGAUAAUUUGAUGUUAGGGCGUUAAAUACAUUUUCUCCAUGGAGGUAAAUAUUGACUUUAAAAAAUCCCUGAUGCCGCUGUUUGGAAAUACAUUCAGCCCGAAGAAGACUCCGCCUCGCAAAUCUGCAUCUCUGUCCAGCCUUCAUACGUUGGAUCGCUCAACAAGAGAAAUAGAGCUUGGUCUGGAGUCGGGACCUCCUGCGAUGAACUUAGGAGGCCAGAGCUGGAAAUUUGAGGACGGACAGUGGAUAACCGAAUCUGGUGGAAAUGCUUCUACUAAGGAGGUGCAGCGGCUUAAGAAACGAAAUCUGCAGCUGGAGGAAGAAAAUAACCUUCUAAAAUCAAAGAUUGAAGUUCUGAUGGACAUGCUGACAGAAACUACAGUGGAGUACCACCUGAUGGAGAAAGAAAUCGAAGACAUGAAAACUCAACACCGAAGAAAAAAAUGACAAUCCGGUCUAGUUAGAUCUUUGGUUUUUUAAUUGUUUUUUUUUAGAGUUUUUUAAAGAUAAAAGGCAGUAAAAUAAAACCACGAGUCAGUUUUCCUCACAAUAAGACAUUCAGCUUUUAACAGGAUGUAAGUCGAUUCAGCUGCUUCCUGUUUUUGUCCCAUUUUUAAAAUAUAAAUGAAAUAUAUUUAUUUUCAUCUGUGAUUAUUUCCACAUACAGCCUAUUUUUAUAAACUGCAUUAAAAAAUAACUAACUUUCUCUUAUAA